CCCAAAUGCGCCGGCUUUAACGGUUCAGAAUCUUUGCACCUCUAUAAAUGGAGUAUAUUUUAGUUUAGUAUACUCUUUUUGUCCCUUACCUCUUGUUGUCUUCUUCUCUCUCAUCUACAGCACGCUGAAACACUGGACUUACCAGGGACAGAGGAGAGAUCUGAAAUCUAAGCGAUGGCAAGGACGUCGUCUUGGACAGCAUCGUCGUCGAGAAAGAAGGAAGGAUUAGGGUGGAUAGAAUGGUUAAGGGGAUGGAUGUAUGUAAUACAUGAACUGCUGUUUCAGAGAAUUAUGGCUAGUCACUUACAAAACCCUCUUCCUUUGCCUCCCAUUAACGACCUCACUUGCAUUGUUACUGGAUCCACUAGUGGUAUCGGCUGUGAAAUUGCCAGGCAAUUGGCAGAGGCAGGUGCCCAUGUUGUUAUGGCAGUGAGGAACCCAAAGACAGCACAUGAAUUAAUCCUGAAAUGGCAGAAGGAAUGGUCUGGAAUGGGCCUCCCACUCAAUGUUGAGGUGAUGGAGCUUGAUCUUCUCUCCCUGGAAUCAGUUGCAAAGUUUGCUGAAACAUGGAAUGCACGCUCAGCACCUUUACAUGUUCUUAUUAAUAAUGCUGGGAUAUUUUCCAUUGGAGAACCACAAAAAUUUUCAAAAGAUGGAUAUGAAGAACACAUGCAAGUGAAUCAUCUGGCUCCAGCAUUGCUUUCAAUAUUGCUUUUGCCAUCCCUAAUUAGAGGCUCACCCAGUCGUAUUAUCAAUGUGAAUUCAGUUAUGCAUUAUGUUGGCUUUGUUGACACUGAAGAUAUGAAUGUUGUUUCUGGGAAGCGAAAGUAUACAAGCUAUGUGGGAUACACUAGCAGCAAGUUAGCACAGAUCAUGUUCAGUAGUGUUCUUAACAAGCGUCUUCCUGCUGAAGCUGGCAUUAGUGUAGUUUGCACAUCCCCUGGAAUUGUCCAUACCAAUGUUGCAAGGGAUCUUCCCAGAAUUGUGCAAGCAGGUUAUCACCUGAUACCUUAUUUCAUCUUCAGUCCUCAAGAGGGUUCAAGGAGUGCUCUUUUUUCAGCCACUGAUCCUCAGAUUCCAGAAUACUGUGAAUUGUUAAAAGCAGAUGACUGGCCUGUUUGUCCAUUCAUCUCUCAAGAUUGUCGACCAGCAAAUCCUUCUGAAGAAGCACACAAUAUUGACACUUCCCAUAAGUUGUGGGAGAAGACAUUACAAAUGAUUGGCCUGCCUUCAGAUGCCGUGGAAAGAUUAAUAGAAGGGGAAGAAAUUACAUGCUGCCACACGAAUCAUCAGGAGUAGUUUUUGUUGCCAUCAUACGGAAAAGUCCUAGUUCUUAACAGGUAGUUCACGUUGAUUGAUCAUCCCAUAUGAUUGAGUCUGGAGCACUUAUUAGUCGAAGUUGGAUUAUUAGGUUUUCAUAGGUAUUGGUCCCAAAAUUUGUAAUCAUAAGGGACUAACAUUUUUCAUGCUAACUUGAGAUCAACAUGGAAGUCUGAUAAAUUGUUGCUAUCGGAAAAACCAAUUUAUUUUCUGGAUAAUAAUUAUUAUAUAACCACAGUUUUUACCCCCCACUAAAA
Molecule: messenger RNA, 1577 nt
Organism: Jatropha curcas
Lineage: Eukaryota; Viridiplantae; Streptophyta; Magnoliopsida; Malpighiales; Euphorbiaceae
Product: dehydrogenase/reductase SDR family member FEY
Source: RefSeq, a predicted model, not a curated record